GCUGAUUAGAAGACUACAGAUUCAAGCCAUCAAUGGAACUGUAAAGAUAUGUAAAACUUUCCAAAAAUUUAGCACAUAAAUACAUAUGCAUGCAUCUAGACAUAAAAACGCAUCCAUAAAACAAACAUACAAAUCUGCGCAUACACUAACACCAAAUACUGCACACACACACACACAUAUGCACAAAUACCUAGAUGAUGUUGAUAAAAGUUCCAAUGAAGGAGCCUUGAAUCUAUGUUAGAGUCCGGCUCUUUCUCUAUGGACAAGAAAUACAGAAAUGAAACUGAUUGAUAACAUACAUACAUACAUACAUACAUGCAUACAUAUAUACGUAUAUACACAUAGGCAUUGAGGAACACAUAUCAUACGAAGGUAUUAUGAAUAAAGAUAGUAACCUGAGAAUAUUAUACCAGACUUAGAAAAAUAUGGCAGUUGGAACUCUCUUCUUACAGCAAGACAAUAUGCUUUGAUGCAGUAUCAGUGCUGAUCCUAACAUUUGGGAUUCUUGAUUGGUCUGUGGAAGGAAUCUUCUCCAUAGACAUUAAAACCUGCAAGAUACUGACAUCAACUGGAAAUCUCCCCUAGGAGAGUGGUAUCAGCAGGCUCUAAUAAAAGAAGAGAUUAAGGGGAUAGAGGCUUGAGAUUAGUGCAGACAGCCUUCGAAUGUUGUAGUCUUUCUCUGGCAGCAUUUACUAAACAACAGCAGAAAAAUAAAUACAUUAGCUAAGUACUGAAAAGUCACAAGAACAAUAUCUUAUCUGUUGACAGUGAACUCCUCAGGAAGCACUCUCUUCUUCAUGACCUGACAUACAGUCAGACAAACAUACCUUAAAGAAGAUCUCAAUAUGAAAUGCUCAGCAUACCAAAAAGAAAAGACCAUACAUGGGUAUGUUUCAUGAAGGCUUGUAGAAGACAGUAAUAUUGACAUGAGGUGAAGCUUCUCUUGGACUCAUUACAGUUUCAUCACAUCACAUUUCAAAGGUUUAUACAUUUGCCAUCCAAGAGCAGGAGAGUGCUACUAAAUACACAAUAAAUAAAAAAGGCAAUGAAGCUCUUAGUGUUCCAAGAUGCAACUGAAAAUGCAGAUUAUGUCACACUUCUGUGGAAGACAUCACACAUGUGAUUAGCAACUGCCUAAAAAUGUCAUCAAGUUACUACCUCCAUGUGCAAUACAACAUUGCUGCAAAAACAUAAUACAAUGCCUUUUGGAAAAAGAGACUGUCCUGGAAUAGAUAUAGAGAAUCUUCCUUUUAUUGGAUAUGUACAUAAACAUUAACACAAGGAAUAUUGGUGGACAUUCCCAUCAAUGAUUUGUCAGCAGUUGUUUGCAAAUGCCUCCCCCUUGUAAACAUAAGGACACAGGAAAUAUGUCAAGGCCGACAGGAAGUGGUGCAGCUUCCUAGGUCUAACCAACAGUAGUAUUAUUCCCUUCAGGGGACUGUCACAUUAAGUUGACAGCAUACAACUACUUCAUCAUAUCACUACUGCAUAAAUCUGGUCUCAUAGAAGAACGCGAAGGUUAUGAAGAAGGUUCACCAGUAAAAUAUCUUUGGCUAAAAGCUGUUUGAGAUUGAAAUUUGAAUGAAAGUUCCAUCUGGGCAGCAAGUCAACCGGCAAACCACCCGAAUUGUACGGGUUGGUCCCAAAAACAUAUUCCGUGCGAAUAUAACAACAACAGAGGUUAAGUAUGUAAAUGCUAGCAAUGUGUUUCCCAGGGUCAGUCCAUACCAGACUCCAACCAUCUCUACUGCAGCUCUGUCAAAGUCACCAUAUAACAGUUAUCUCAGAAAUAACUCCCACCCAUUGCCAUUGCUACCAAAGUUGAAUGAAAGCUCUUUGGAAACAAUCAAAAUGCAGAUUGCAGCAAGUAAAACAACUACAACAACAACAACAACAACACCAACACCAACAUCAACACCAGCACCAUUAACAGCAGCAACAGAAACUAUGAUGACAGCAGUUAUGUCAGGAGAAUGUGUGACAGCUGUGAAUGAUACAAUCGAAGACAGUGUUAGGUUGAAACAAUCAAUGACCUCAUACAGUGUAAAUGGUAACAGUAGACAUGACAUUGCAAUAUGUAGCAGUGUCACUCCAGCUGCAAAAACUGACAAUUUGAACUGUGAAGACAAUGAUGAUAAUGUUACUUCCAGUGAGAGUUUAUCCUUGAAUCCAGACCCAAAUGAUAGCGGCACAGUUAGUGAAUCAAAAUCACUGAUGGAUGCACAAUUGGCCAAUAUUGGGGAAAAUUACAUGGAAGAGACAAAGACACCCCUCUUUGAUCCAAAAGAACAAGAGAAGCGGAAUAGACGUAAGUUCUAUUGGUAUGGCAGUCACAAAUUGAUUAAACCGAUAAAAGACAUUCCUCUGAGAUUUCAACUAAUGCUCGCAGAAACCAAUGCAGAAAAAGCUCGGUGUGAAGGUCGGCCUAUUAUUCUUCGCCAGCAGAUGGAUCUUGCUGAACAGUUUAUGACUCCUGGAAACACUUUUGGUCCAGAUACGCCUUGCUUUUUGCCAGGCUUUAAUUAUGACCAGCCUCGGGUUUGUUCAACCAAUGGCUUUGUUGAGAAAAAAGACAAAUCUGGUUUGACAGUUAAUUCUACUUCCAGUAAAGGGUCUGCUGCUGCUGUGACAAGCACUUCUAGUGAUUUAAUGACUAAUGCUAGUGGGCUAAUGACAUCGCUGUCUCCCAUUACUCAACCACAUCCAGCUAUGUAUACACUGCAUAUGUACAAUCCUGGCUGCAAUCUGGAAGGUUCAACUUCACCAGCAGGUAGUACAACUGCAAGUGCAUCUACUGCAAAUGCAUCUACUGUUACCAGUGCCACAGGGGCUCAUACCAACCCCACCAGCUCUUCUAGUAGCGCCUGCUGUGUGCGCUUGCCAAACCCCAAUGUUCCUGGAUACUUAACAAGAAUGUCAACCCAUAGCUUUCCACAAGCUCCAAUCUACUUCUCUCCACCAACUGUUUCAGCUUCAACGAAUGCACCUUCAUCUGCUCCAUAUAUGACACCACAACCAAACUUUACCCCAGGCUACCCACAAACCACAGCUUUACCCCACACUUUCAUACCAGGCUCUUCAUCUCUUGGGAACACUACUUUUGGUCUAGGGACAAUUAAUGCCUCAACUACAGGACAAGCUCUUUCCUAUCCUCAGUACACACCUUGCAUUAGUUACACACAAAAUAACCAAUACACUGUUACAGCAGUCCCACAGUAAAAAGAUUGUUACAUCAGCUCUGCAGCAAAUCAAGCGUUUCUUAUCACAGCUAUUUCUCCUCAUCUCUCUUCUCUUUGUUCUUUCUUCACUUCUUUCUUCUCUUAGAUGACACUGCAACACACAUCAUGACAUAGGCCACAGAUAUAAUACAACUCCAUUAUUUCUCUCAGAAAAUGAACAAAUCAUUUAAAGAGCUUUAACCACUUCCUAUCUUUAAUCUAGACAGCUGAGGUCUCAUUCAGCUUAGCCUUCAUCCACAUCUCUUGCUGGCAUGUGAACAAUCUGCUAGGUUCUCACUUCAAACUGGUGUUCUUCAAAUAGCCAAAUGUAUCAAAUACCAACUUGUGACUUUGACACUAUAUACCUGGUCAAGCUGCACCAUUUGCCACUUGAACUCAAUCUCUAACAUCUUGAGAUAUUUCUGAAACUUUCUGGAACUUUCUGGUGUCUCUCACUAAUCCAAAGUAAGCUUUAUCUUUCUUCUUAUAAAACUUUUACCUCCAUAUUGAAUGUAUUCUCUACCAGGUGGAAGUUGUAUAUGAGUUAAGGAUAAAUUGGCAUGGCAUUGACAAAAAGUGAACUAUUGACCUUAAAACCAUUAAAUUGACCAGCUGCUUGCACACACACACACACACACACACUCAUUCAUUCACACAUGCUAGAACAUACACAGCACACUCACUUGCUCACAGACAUAUAUUUAUAUAUAAACAUGUACACAUAUCAGUACAUAUAUGCACACAUAAAUGUGUGUGCUUUC
Messenger RNA from Octopus bimaculoides (California two-spot octopus), 3979 nucleotides. RefSeq lists its product as uncharacterized. The record is from RefSeq and is a predicted model, not a curated record. NCBI's taxonomy places the organism in Eukaryota, Metazoa, Mollusca, Cephalopoda, Octopoda, Octopodidae.